GUUUUCACCAACAAGCCCUAAGUUUUAAGGGACCCUUAAAUAUUUUUAAGUAACACUUAAAAGAAAUUUUCGUUUCACCAACCGUUAGGUGACACCUAAGGCGCUAGGGGUCCCCUACAGUUUGGGGGCUCGAAUAUUGAACCCCUAACAUUUAAGUGACAGUUUCAUUUGAUUCAUUUUAGGUUAGUUCACUUUAUAUUUCUUCUAUUGUGGAUGCUGUAGUUGUUAUUUCAAAAUGGAAAGUCACCUAAUUAGUUUUUUGGAAAGUUUGGAAGCCAUCGAGACCUUGGAAUUAGUGUCUAGCCCAAGUUUAUUUAGGCGACCUCGUAUUUUUCGUGUAAGAUCGGAUGACUGCAAAAUACGAUGCUCGCGACUUUUUCAUAAGAUACAGAUUGUCUAAAGAAAGUGUGUUAUUUCUACUAGACAAAAUCGAACAUCAAUUGGAAUUUAAAGAUGACAGAAAUAAUUCUGUACCUCCAAUAAAUCAACUACUAUGUGCAUUACGAUUUUAUGCUACUGGUAAUUUGUUACAAGCAGUGGGGGAUUUGAAUGGUGUCAGCGUCGCCACUUGCUGCCGUAUAGUAAAAAGGGUUUCUGAAGCUAUAGUGCCGCUUCGAGAUCAAUUUAUCAAAUUUCCAGACACAGAAGAGCAACAAUCCAUAGUUAAAGAAGAAUUUUACAAGAUAGGGUGAUUUCCAAACGUACUCGGCUGUAUUGACUGCACACAUAUAAAGAUACAAUCCCCUGGUGGUGAUGAUGCUGAAUUAUUCAGAAACUGAAAGUCCUACAUGUCAGUAAAUGUGCAGACAAUAAGUUCUGCAAAUUUAUUAAUUACUGAUGUAGUAGCACGUUGGCCAGGCUCAACACACGACUCUACUAUUUAUCAGAAUAGCCGAAGAUAUGCUAAGUUCCAACAGGGAGAUUAUAGAGGUGCCUAUCUAUUAGGAGACAGUGGAUAUCCUUUGAAGAGUCAUCUUCUCACUCCAUACUUAAAUCCUUCAACAUAUGGGCAACGAAAAUACAAUGAGGCUCACAUUAAAACAAAGAAUGUGGUAGAACGACAGUAUGGUGUAUUAAAUAGAAGAUUUCCUGUCUUAGCUGUUGGAAUACGACUUAAGCUUACCACUGCAGUCAAUGUCAUUCUAGCAUGUUGUAUUUUGCACAAUUUAUGUAUCAUAAGGAAAGAACAGGAGCCCAUAAAUGAUUGUUCUAUCCCUCAUUUGGCAGACCUCAUUACAGCUGGCCAUAUCCCCCAGUUACCAAUUGCCAUCAAUGAUCCCUCAUAUGGAUUUCAGAGAGAGCAAAUAACUCAAUAUUUUGAAAAUAAUUAAAUGAUUUGUGUGACAAACUUAAAAAUUACCUUUUAUUUGAAACAAUAUUUCCAUUUUAAUUUUAACCUCCUUGGCCGCAGCUUCAAGUUGUAAUUUGUAGAGGUUUUUUUAAAUGCAAUCGCAUCUUGGAGCAAUUGUCUUUUUAAAUCUUCAAUAUCCUCUUUCUUUUUAUUAACGUCCUGCAAACUGGCACAUAAUGUGGAAACUGCCUCUGUUCUUUCAUUUGUUUGAGAUAAUUGUGGUCGCCUUCUUGACCACAUUAGAGUUUUCUUUAUUUCAAAAGAUGCUGUUUCCUGCAAUAUACAUUUGUCCAUAUUAACCUUUGAUGCGUCUAUGAGUGUGUCCUUAAUAUUUUGUUUUGUUUUUUAAAUGGUAGAUGAAAACACAGUUGCGCGUUGGAGACAUUGUGUGCUAACACUGAUGACUGUACAUCACCAUAAUUUUAGUAGAAGUAGAAUUCCAUGUGAUGCCUUACAUAU
Molecule: messenger RNA, 1810 nt
Organism: Hyposmocoma kahamanoa
Lineage: Eukaryota; Metazoa; Arthropoda; Insecta; Lepidoptera; Cosmopterigidae
Product: putative nuclease HARBI1
Exons: 4
Source: RefSeq, a predicted model, not a curated record